AUGGCAGAUGAGGCGGCAUUCCAUGCGUGGCUGUGCGAUGCUUUGAGCCGGGUGAAGCUUGAAGAUGAGGCCUAUGUCGGUAUACUCAAGGAGGACACCUACCAGCCCGACGAAAAGAAAGACGCCGUGCUCGAAUUUCUUGCCUCCUCUUCCGAGGAAGAUCUGACGGCCUUCGGAGAUGAGCUGAUGGCCCACUGGAACAAGAUCGAAGACGCCAAGAAUGCCGAGCAGGAGGAAAAGAAGAAGCAGGAAACCGAGCAGCUGAAGGCAGUCCAGCUCCAGCAACAGAAGGAGCGCGAGGAAAAGGCCAAGCAACGAGCGGCGGAACAUCAGCUCUCGAAGGAGGAGAGGCUGAAGAGGCGGGAGCUGCUCGAGCGCUACGGCUACCAGAUCGAAACGACCGACGAGCACGGCGACAUCGUCCUCACCGAAAACCUGUGCGAUGUGCAGGACACCGCAGACGUGGAGCAAAACGACAACGUGAGCAAGAUUGUGCAGGAGUCGCAGGCGCAGCGGGAGAAGGCGCGGGAGAAGCACCAGCAAAAGGUCCUCCGCGAAAAGGAGCUCCUGCUCAAGGACCAGGAGAAGAAGGAGAAGCGAAAGCGCAAGACCGAGAAGAGGGAAAAGCGAAGGCUUUGA
This is a messenger RNA of Acanthamoeba castellanii str. Neff, 639 nucleotides long. RefSeq lists its product as uncharacterized. NCBI's taxonomy places the organism in Eukaryota, Discosea, Longamoebia, Acanthamoebidae. The transcript is spliced from 5 exons. The record is from RefSeq and is a predicted model, not a curated record. Bases 1 to 639 code for a protein of 212 amino acids.